UUUGCAGGGAGUGAACUUGUCCUGCGUGAGAAGCGCCUCCGCCCGCAGCAGCCUUCAAGCGUUCCGCGCGAACUCGACCACGAUGAGGCCCCUGCUGCUCGCCGCCCUUGCUCUGGCCGCCUCGGCCGUCGCGGUUCCGCCUCUUGGCGUCGUCGAACCCCAGCAAAGAGUCGGUGAGAGUUACCCAUCCACGGGAUCCUCGACGACCAGCUCUUCACUAGAAAGCACCGCAGCGCAAACCACAUCAUCGGUAGAAAUUUCAACAUCCACUGAAAUUACGGUUUCUCCUGGGAGUACAGCAUUCCCUACAAGCACGGUAGAAAGCACAGUGUCUUCAGGAAGCACAUAUUCGUCAGAAAGCACAAACUCUACAGACUCUGCGACUGAAGACCCGGCCGCGCCCGAGCCUGGGCUGUCGGGCGGGGCCAUCGCGGGGAUCGUGAUCGGGUCCCUGGCAGGGGUGGCCCUGCUGGCGGGCGGCGUGUAUCUCCUCAAGGCGAAGGGCCUCCUGUGCUUCGGCUAAUCCUCCUUCCGCGCCUCUUGCUGAGGGGCGACGGCCGCGGGGCGCCCCCUGACGCCCCUAGAUCUGCCGCGGCCGUGGUCCCUUGCCGGCGCCUGUCUCCGAGAGCGAGAUUUCGGGAGGUUUUUUUGUUGUAAAGAAGA
This is a messenger RNA of Penaeus chinensis, 663 nucleotides long. RefSeq names its product cell wall integrity and stress response component 2-like. NCBI's taxonomy places the organism in Eukaryota, Metazoa, Arthropoda, Malacostraca, Decapoda, Penaeidae. The record is from RefSeq and is a predicted model, not a curated record. The transcript has 4 exons. Bases 83 to 523 code for a protein of 146 amino acids.